AUGAGGGCAUUUCUGGUGUUAGCACUCGCCAGCGUGGCUCUGGCCAGACCCGAGGCUCCGUCCGGCUACGCGUACCAGCAGCCGAGCGCACCUAGCGGCAGCUACGGCGCCCCAGGAGGUGGAGCUGGUGGCGGCUUCGGCGGUGGCGCUGGAUUCGGAGGCGGCCACGGCGGUGGCGGCGGAUUCGGCGGCGGCGGCGCCAGCCUCGGAGGUGGUCACGGCGGAUUUGGCGGCUCGCUCGGCGGAGGAUCCGGAGGAUUUGGCGGCGGAUCCGGCGGCUUCGGCGGCGGAUCGCUCGGCGGAGGAUCCGGCGGAUUCGGCGGCAGCGUUGGCGGCGGAUCCGGUGGAUUUGGCGGCGGAUCCGGUGGAUUCAGCGGCGGAUCCGGCGGCUUCGGCGGCGGAUCCGGCGGCACCCUCAUCCAGAAGCACAUCUACGUGCACGUGCCCCCACCGGAGCCAGCGGAGAUCGCCCCCCAGCGGCAGUUCGCGCCCCAGAGCCCUGCCCAGAAGCAUUACAAGAUCAUCUUCAUCAAAGCACCCACUCCGCCAACCCCCACUGCCCCGGUCAUCCCGCAACUGCCCGCCGGUGACUCCGAGAAGACGCUCAUCUACGUACUGGUGAAGAAGCCCGAGGAUGCUCCGGAAUUCACCAUCCCCACUGCCGCUCCCACUCAGCCCAGCAAGCCGGAGGUCUACUUCAUCAAGUACAAGACGCAGAAGGACGGCGGUGGCGGUGGCGCCAUUGGUGGAGGUCUGGGAGGCCUCGGCGGCGGAGACGCCGGACUCGGCGGACUCGGCGGACUCGGCGGACUCGGCGGUGGCCACGGAGGUGACGGCGGACUCGGCGGCGGCAUCGGCGGCGGCCACGGCGGCUCUUCCGGCGGAGCCAUCGGCGGAGGCUCCUCGGGCGGCCCUAGCGGCAGCUACGGCCCACCCGGCGCCUCGGGCCCCUACUAG
This is a messenger RNA of Phymastichus coffea, 957 nucleotides long. RefSeq lists its product as uncharacterized. The record is from RefSeq and is a predicted model, not a curated record. The transcript has 4 exons. Bases 1 to 957 code for a protein of 318 amino acids. NCBI's taxonomy places the organism in Eukaryota, Metazoa, Arthropoda, Insecta, Hymenoptera, Eulophidae.